AUGUUGAGUGAAGGAAAACUUGUGGCAGUGGGGCUCAUAACACUCCUCCAAGCCUGCAUUCUUUCAGUAUGUGUUGCAAAGAAAUACCAGCCAUGCAGCACGUCUUUUUGUGGGGAUGUGACUAUCAGUGAUCCUUUCUGGUUAAAAGGUAAUAAUCAAUCUGGCUGUAGUGAUCCGAACUACAAAUUGGCUUGUGAAAAUAAUAGGACUACGUUAGAACUUUACAAGGGGAGAUAUUUUGUUGCCAACAUCAACUACACUAACCAUACUAUUCGGAUAGUGGAUCCUGGGCUAGAAAAGGGAAGCUGUUUCUCAUCUCCGCACUACUACUUGACCUUUCAAAAUUUCAGCCCUAGAGAUCCAUAUUCUUUGCCUUCAGAAUGGGGAUCCGAUUCUACGGUGUUCUUGAAAUGUGCAGUGCAAGUCAGUGAUCAUAACUACAUUCCUAUUACACCAUGUGACAAUAGCAAUGGCACUUCGUCUUCCUCACAAACAUAUGCUUAUGCAUUGGUUGGAGAUGACAUUCGGGUGAGCGAUAUUCCGUAUUCAUGCACCAUAGGCAGGAGCCUUAUCACUCAAUCGAAGGAGGUUUCAGGCCACCGCAACCGCUCAAUGUCACAUUUACAAGAAAAGCUGCUUAUGGGGCUGGAGCUUUCAUUUCUAAAAGUCCUUUGCAGCACAUUAUGCACGGGGAACUGCACUUUGGAUUUUAAUCAGAAUCUUGUAGAUUGCGGAGAAUAUGAUGCUGCCAAUGUCAUGCAAGAUGCUGUAAAUUGUUUUCUGCUUCUGAUUGGUAAGGAUUUCAAGGCCCAACUAUCAGUUUCUCGCAAAAAUAAUUUAAUGGAGGUUUUCACUUGA
Vitis riparia (riverbank grape) is the source of this 858-nucleotide messenger RNA. Its product is annotated as LEAF RUST 10 DISEASE-RESISTANCE LOCUS RECEPTOR-LIKE PROTEIN KINASE-like 1.4. The record is from RefSeq and is a predicted model, not a curated record. The transcript is spliced from 3 exons. Lineage: Eukaryota; Viridiplantae; Streptophyta; Magnoliopsida; Vitales; Vitaceae. Bases 1 to 858 code for a protein of 285 amino acids. Gene Ontology annotation, molecular function: polysaccharide binding.